AUGAGCUUCUUGGUUGGGGAUCAGCGAGUGACGCUUCAAGGAGACCCGAGCCUCUGCAACUCGGCGGUGUCCCUGAAGGCGUUAUGGAAGGCGGUUGAGGAUCAGGGUGAAGGUAUGAUUGUGGAGUACUAUGGGCUUCAGGUGGUCGGCGUCGACGAAGAGCCGAUAACAGAGGCCUUUUCAGCGUUGUUGGAUGAGUUCGGAGAGAUCUUUAACGAACCAGAGGGACUUCCUCCUUCUCGCGGGAAGGAGCACAGGAUUGAGUUGCAGGCGGGUGCGAGUCCAGUGAGUGUACGACCCUUUAGGUAUCCUCAGGCGCAGAAGGCGGAGAUUGAGAAACAGGUGGGAACUAUGUUGGCUGCGGGAAUCAUCCAAGAGAGUGGGAGUCCAUUCUCAAGCCCGGUUCUGGUCGUGAAGAAGAAGGACGGCAGUUGGAGGUUCUGCGUCGAUUAUCGUGCCCUGAACAAGGUCACGAUUCCGGAUAGCUACCCCAUUCCAAUGAUUGAUCAGUUAUUGGACGAGCUCCAUGGGGCUUGUAUCUUCUCUAAGCUUGACCUCCGUUCCGGUUACCAUCAGAUUUUGGUAAGAGCAGAAGAUAUGCCCAAGACUGCGUUCCGUACCCAUGAUGGGCACUACGAGUUCCGUGUGAUGCCGUUUGGGUUAUCCAAUGCCCCGACAACUUUUCAGUCUCUGAUGAAUGAUGUGUUUCAGCCCUACUUGCGUCAGUUUGUUCUGGUUUUCUUCGAUGAUAUCCUGGUGUACAGUCGUACUGAGCUCGAGCAUCAGGGUCAUCUGCGUUGUGUUUUGGAGGCACUAAGGAAGCAAGAGUUGUACGCGAACCGGAAGAAGUGCAAUUUUGGUAGUCGGAAGGUGGAAUACUUGGGGCAUGUUAUAUCCGCGGAGGGAGUGGCCGCUGAUGAUGAGAAGAUCCGCGCGAUGGUGGAGUGGGAGACUCCACGAAAUGUCAAGGAGCUCCGUGGGUUCCUUGGUUUGACAAGCUAUUAUCGUAAGUUCGUUAAGGGCUACGGUGAAAUUGCUCGACCCCUAACAGCUCUGUUGCAGAAGAAUCAGUUCAAGUGGUCUGAGGAGGCGACUGCUUCGUUCUUGCAGCUCAAGACGGCUAUGACGACAGUGCCGGUGCUGGCUUUGCCCGAUUUCAAUGAAACCUUUGUCGUCGAGUCUGAUGCGUCUGGUACAAGGUUGGGGGCUGUGUUGAUGCAGGGACAGCGCCGUAUUGCGUUCUUUAGUCAGGCGCUUACGGCUCGACAGCGGUUGAAGUUGGUGUAUGAAAGGGAGUUAAUGGCGGUGGUUUUUGCCAUCCAGAAGUGGCGGCAUUACUUGUUGGGGCGUCGGUUCGUGGUGCGCACAGACCAGAAGAGUCUGAAGUUCCUACUUGAGCAGAGGGAGAUCAACGUGGAAUUUCAAAGGUGGUUAACCAAGAUUUUGGGGUUUGAUUUCGACAUUCACUACAAGCCUGGUUUGGAGAACAAAGCAGCGGAUGCUUUGUCAAGGAAAUAUGUGGUGCCUGAGCUCUUUGCCUUGUCUAUGUCAUCUGCACUUCAAUUGGAGGAGAUUUGUUGUGAGGUUGACAAAGAUCCGGCUCUGAGCAAGCUGCGUGAGGAGGUGCAGCAGCAGCCACAGAGGCACCCCGAUUACUCCGUGGUCCAGGGCCGAUUGUUACGGCACGGGAAGUUGGUAACAGUCGCCUCUUCUCAAGGCCAUUUUGGUGGAAAUGCACGAUGGGAAACUCGGAGGUCACGGUGGUAUUUUGAAAACGCAAAAGAGGGUGAGUGA
Messenger RNA from Microthlaspi erraticum, 1794 nucleotides. NCBI's taxonomy places the organism in Eukaryota, Viridiplantae, Streptophyta, Magnoliopsida, Brassicales, Brassicaceae. The record is from the annotation of a GenBank genome assembly.